UUAGUGAUGACAUUAAAACUUCGACUUACAGAAUGUCUUUAUUCAGAAGACUGGGUUGGCUUUCUGUCAACAGGUACAAAAUCGUAAAAAUAUGGAAAGAGCUGUCAUUGUUUUGGUUAGUGCUGGUCGCUUGCUCGGUAUAUUUGAAUGGCCACAAGCGAACUCUCAGUGCGAAGUAUAACAGAAAAUCAGGAAAGUACAAGUACACAAUUAAGAAAGCGUGUUUCGAUGCAAAGAAACUCCAGUGGGAAGUGAUGGAACAUCAACGUAAGCAUCGUAUUUUGGUGAAUACGACUUACUCUAAAAGAGCGAAGGGCUUUCAAGGGCCAGUCUACGUCAACACGACGAAUGAUGAAAAGGAAUGCCCGAAAUUGUAUGAAAUAGCCAAAGAAAUGUUAAACGGUUUAAAAGUGCGACUGCCUUUCGAAACGAAUAAUACACUUUGGAAAUUUCGCGAACGAAUCGAUCUAAACAAAUUACGAGAGACGAAGCUUCGUUGGAAUCACCCAUGGGAGCAAGGGAAUUCGAAACAAACGAUGGAACUCCUUCGCCGUUAUGACGUUUCUGCGAGAACCAUCAAGGGGAGAAAAAUUCUCAUAUCUUACGGCCAUAAUUGCUGCAAUGGCUCAAAAUCUAGAGCUGUUGAGACCGCUAUAAACUAUGGGAAAAUGGACUAUGCCGAGGCAUUAGAUCUUACCGCUGUCUCAAAGGGUUUCCAAUUGUCGCACCAAAACAUAUUACGUAUGCGCAGAGGCGCCGGUUACUGGCUGUGGAAACCAUAUAUCAUAUUACAAGCUUUGAUAUACAAGCUAAACGAUGGAGAUUCUUUAGUAUAUCAUGAUUCUGGUGCGUAUUUUAACAAGGACAUUGGGCCGUUAUUGAAACUUUGCCAGGAUCGACGACCAAAUAUUUUGGCUUUUGCAAUGAACCGCUUCAAAGAACGAACUUAUUCUAAAAGGGAUGCUUUUAUUACAAUGGGAAUGGAUGAUCCUAUAGUAAAUGCCAAAGACGAAGAACAACGAAUGGCCGUUGUAAUCGUCACAAGCAAAAACUGUGAAAGUAUUCAAUAUUUUAUGGAGUUUCUUGCAUACGCGUCAGACUCUCGUAUAAAUACUGACAGGAAAAACGUGCUAGGCAAACCAAACUAUAAACCUUUUGUGGAAAACAGGCAUGAUCAAACAACACAUUCGUUACUUUCAAAGAAGUGGGGCAUUUUGGCUCUCAGAGACCCCUGUGAAUGUCCCAGAAAUCAAUUCCAACGUCGAGGUAGUUAUGCUUCAGGACCGUACAAAUCUUUGUACGUUCACGAUCGUAAUCGAAACUAGGUCUAACAUAUUUUCUAUAUUUGUGAGUCCUAAAUGUAUAUGUGAUGUUGCUACUCUGAGUCACCAACCGGGCAA
This is a messenger RNA of Dendronephthya gigantea, 1400 nucleotides long. RefSeq lists its product as uncharacterized. NCBI's taxonomy places the organism in Eukaryota, Metazoa, Cnidaria, Anthozoa, Malacalcyonacea, Nephtheidae. The record is from RefSeq and is a predicted model, not a curated record. The coding region runs from base 33 to 1325 and encodes 430 amino acids. The transcript is spliced from 2 exons.